UAGUUCACAUAGUUCAUUUGUUCAGUAGAGUCGUCGCUCAGACGAACUUGAGCCAAACGUUUUGAUACCAACUCGAAUGCAAAUGUAUAAACGCGCACCAAAGACUAAUCGAAAGUUUAAUUUUUAAUAAUACAACCACUGGUGCAUGUCUCUUGCACCAACAGUUAUACACAAUGACGAGUGAUGACAAAAGCAGUUACGACUCCAGCGACAACAGCGAGACCGAGGAGCGCCGCGCCAAGCACAAAAAGUCCAAGAAGCAUAAGAAACACAAAAAAACCAGCUCCAGCGAGAAGGUGCACAAAAAGCACAAGAAGUCCAAGAAGCGCCAUCAGCGUCAAAGCGAAUCCUCAAAUGCUGGCGCCCAAAGUCUUAGCAGCAAAUUCACCGAGAUCAUGCAGGCGGCCAGCCGGGAGCGCAGCGCCAUACUGUCGUCCAACGGCUCCGCCGACUUUCGCAUCGUUAAGCCCAACACGGAUCCGUGCAGCCUGGUUGAGGAGAUAACCAAAACCAUACAGAACAAGGUGCUGCCCGUGCUGGAGGUGGCCACCUCGGGUAGCGAGAGUGAAGUCCCCAUUGACAUUGCCAGUCCUGUGUUGCCGGCCAAGCUCGAGGAUGAGCUCAAUUUGGAGGAACUCAUGAAGCAAAAGGCGCUGCUACAGGCGCGUCUGGGCGCCUACAUGUCAGACACGGAGGGCGACGAGAGUCGCUCCAAUUCGGUGCUGGCUAAGCGCAGGCGUGACGAACUGCAGCAACAGCAGCAGCAGGCCAUUAUAGCAGCUAUUGAGGUGCCGCAGGGCAGGCCGAGCUCGCAGUCUGCAGCGUCGCUGGCAACUGCAACUAGUAAACAUGUUAAUAAUAAACAGUCUAACAUCAAUAACUCAAACGAACCCGAUGUUAUAUUAUUGGAUGAUUCUAGCGGUGGUCAGCGCACGCCCUCGCCCACGCCGGAGAAGCGACGACGUCACGCAUCGCCCACCCGCCCGCAGAGAAGUCGCACACGUGAAGACGCAUCGCUGGCAGCGGGACGCUCACGCGAUCGACGCUCCCGCGAUCGUGCGCCCCGCGAUCAACGCAGUCGCACGCCGCGCCGUCGCAUAGAGCAACAGCAGCCACAGCAGCAGCACCAUAACCAGAGACGCCACCAUCAGGAGUACAAUAGGAACAUGGAGGAUCUGCGCCAGGAGAUCAAUCGCGACAAGCAGCGCGAGCGGCGCGAACAGAGUCGUGAUCACGAUCGACGUCCGGACAGGGACAGCCGACAGCCCGCGGAGCGUGCCGGCGGUCGGCCGCGUGAGCGCGACCAACGAGAUCGUGAACGCUGGAAUCGGCCACGCUCGCACAGUCGCAGUAAGGUUGAGUCGGACCGCAGACGUGAACGCGAACGUCAACAGGAACAGGAUCGUGGUAGUGGCGGCACCGGACGCGGCGGACGAGGCUCCGGCAAUGGCUUUGGCGCGGAUCGCGAUCGCUACAAAGGCUCGCUGAGCGAAGGCCAAAAAAUACACGAAAAGGAGAGCAGCGACGAGGAAGCUAGCCUGGACAUAGACAUCAACGAGGAUGAGGAUGACGAGGAGCGCAUCAUUGAGCUGCGUCGCAAACAGCGCGAGGAGCUGCUCAAGAAAUUGGGCACCAAUGAUCAGGAGUCGCGCACGGCCAGCCCAACGCCACGCAAAUCCAAUUCGUACGAGUCCAGAAGCACUUCACCCGUUUCCUCCAAACCGGAGCGAGCACAGCGCACGCCCACGCCUACGCUGCAAGAUAAGGAGGAAGAGCAACGGGAUGCACAUGGCAAGACGGAGCCCUUUGAUGCGAAUUCGUCCAAGAACAGCACAGUUAAGGAGAAACGCAACGAGUGGGACAUGUUUGCCGAUCAGGACGUCGAUUCCAAUUUCGAUUCACCCAGCACAAUUGUGCACAACAAGCAUCAAAUUGAGAAUCCGGCGCUGACAGACAAUUGGGACGAUGCCGAGGGCUAUUAUCGCGUGCGCAUCGGCGAGGUCUUGGACAAUCGCUACCUAGUCAGCGGCUACACCGGACAGGGUGUGUUCAGCAAUGUGGUGCGUGGCCGCGAUCAAGCGCGCGGCGCCGCCAACGUGGCCAUCAAGAUUAUACGCAACAAUGAGAUCAUGCACAAAACGGGUCUGCGCGAGCUGGAAAUCCUGAAGAAGCUCAACGAUGCCGAUCCCGAUGAUCGUUUUCAUUGUCUGCGUUUGUAUCGGCACUUCUUCCACAAGCAGCAUCUGUGCAUGGUGUUUGAGCCGCUGGCUAUGAAUCUGCGUGAGGUGCUCAAGAAAUAUGGCAAAAACGUGGGCCUGCACAUCAAGGCGGUGCGCAGUUAUACCCAGCAAUUGUUCCUGGCGCUCAAACUGCUGAAGAAGACUGGCAUACUGCAUGCGGACAUCAAGCCCGACAAUAUUCUGGUCAAUGAGAAUAAUCUUAUCUUGAAACUGUGCGAUUUCGGGUCCGCUUCGGGCAUAAGUGAGAACGAAAUAACGCCUUAUCUGGUUUCACGUUUCUAUCGUGCGCCCGAAAUCAUAUUGGGCAUACCCUAUGAUUAUGGCAUUGAUACCUGGUCGGCCGGCUGCACCAUCUACGAGCUGUACACGGGCAAGAUAUUGUUUAGUGGCAAAAGCAAUAAUCAAAUGCUCAAGUUCUUCAUGGAUGUCAAAGGCAAAAUACCCAAUCGAAUUGUACGCAAGGGUCAGUUCAGGGAACAGCAUUUCGACCAAAGCUGCAAUUUUCUCUACCACGAGAUAGACAAGCUAACCGAGCGGGAGAAAAUCGUUGUGAUGCCCGUGGUGAAGCCAACGCGCAAUUUGCAGCAGGAGCUGAUUGCCGAUCAGAAUUUGCCCGAUGAUCAGCAUCGCAAGGUUACGCAGCUAAAGGAUCUGCUGGAGAAUAUGUUUGCACUGGAUCCAGGCAAGCGUAUAUCGCUGAAUCAGGCGCUUAUGCAUCCGUUUAUACAGGAGAAAAUGUAGAUCCGAGAGAGAGAGAAUAAACGUAAUUCAAUAAUUUCUAGACUAAGCAAUUACGUUAGCGAUGUUAGUUAAAGCGAGUUAUUCGAGUUAUUAUUAUUAUCAUUACCGAACUUCAAAGACGACCACUCACCCCCAGACAACACACAUCUAUUAAAUAGAAUACAGCUUCUAUCUUUCUA
Drosophila virilis is the source of this 3160-nucleotide messenger RNA. RefSeq names its product Pre-mRNA processing factor 4 kinase (gene Prp4k). Gene Ontology annotation, biological process: peptidyl-threonine phosphorylation; peptidyl-serine phosphorylation; mRNA cis splicing, via spliceosome. Lineage: Eukaryota; Metazoa; Arthropoda; Insecta; Diptera; Drosophilidae. Gene Ontology annotation, molecular function: ATP binding; protein serine/threonine kinase activity. The record is from RefSeq and is a predicted model, not a curated record.